AAAAGCAUGGCGGACGAGGAGACCGUGAAGCCAAACACAGAUGAAACACUCGAAGCUUCGAGUAGUGAUGAUGAUAGCAGUCACAUUGUUGGCGGUGAAAGCGACGAGACGGUGAAGACCUUCAAGGACCUGGGUGUCACCGAGGUCCUCUGCGAGGCUUGUGAUCAGCUGGGAUGGAAGAGUCCAACAAAGAUCCAGGUGGAGGCGAUCCCAGUCGCCCUGCAAGGGAAGGAUGUCAUCGGCCUGGCAGAGACUGGUUCAGGAAAGACCGGUGCCUUUGCUCUGCCCAUCCUCCAGUCGCUGCUGUCCUCGCCUCAGAGGCUUCAUACCCUCGUUCUCACCCCCACCAGGGAGUUAGCCUUUCAGAUCUCUGAGCAGUUUGAGGCUCUGGGCUCCAGCAUCGGUGUCAAGUGUGCUGUGGUCGUCGGCGGGAUCGAUAUGAUGUCCCAGUCUCUGGUGUUGGCGAAAAAGCCUCACGUCGUCAUUGCCACGCCCGGGCGGUUGAUCGACCACCUGGAGAACACAAAGGGCUUCUCCCUGCGAGCUCUGAAGUUCCUGGUGAUGGACGAGGCAGACAGAAUCCUCAACAUGGACUUUGAGACGGAGGUGGAUAAAAUCCUGAAGGUGAUUCCCAGAGACAGACGGACCUUCUUGUUCUCUGCCACCAUGACCAAAAAGGUCCAGAAACUAGAGAGAGCAGCCCUGAAGGAUCCUGUGAAGUGUGCAGUAUCCACCAAAUACUCCACAGUAGACAAACUGCAGCAGUACUACAUCUUCAUACCGUCCAAGUACAAGGACUGUUACCUGGUGUCCAUCCUGAACGAACUGGCCGGAAACUCCUUCAUGAUCUUCUGCAGCACGUGUCACAACGCCCAGCGGGUGGCGCUGCUGUUGAGGAACCUGGGCAUCACGGCCAUCCCUCUUCACGGACAGAUGAGUCAGAAUAAACGUCUCGGCGCUCUGAACAAGUUCAAGUCCAAGUCUCGGUCUGUGCUGCUGGCAACAGACGUGGCCUCCAGAGGGCUGGACAUUCCUCACGUUGACUGCGUAAUCAAUUACGACAUCCCCACUCAUUCCAAGGACUACAUCCACAGAGUUGGCCGAACAGCCAGAGCGGGACGAUCUGGGAAAUCCAUCACGUUCGUCACCCAGUACGACGUGGAGCUUUUCCAGAGAAUCGAAACCUUAAUCGGGAAGAAGCUUCCGUCCUUUCCGACUCAAGAAGAAGAAGUGAUGAUGCUGGUGGAGAGGGUGAGCGAGGCCCAGAGGUUUGCCCGCCUGGAAAUGAAGGAACAAGGUGAGAAAAGGAAAAGGCCCAAAGGUGGCGAUGGAGACGACGACGACACAGAACAAGCCAGCGGAGUGAGGAAGAAAGUUAGAGGAGGACCGGGUGGAGGACUGGGUGGAGGAGGAGGAGGAGGAGGAAGAGGAGGUGGAGGAGGUGGUGGAGGAGGAGGGAAGAAGCGAGGCGGAGCAGCCUGGAGGGGAGGACGCUGAAGUGUACAUACCUACAACAUACGAUGCCUUUCCUGUUUGUGAUGUGGAAACAGGAGUACAUGCGCUUUAGUAUGGACACAAAUGACUAUUUAAUGACAGAAGACCUGCUUUCCUCGGUCGUGUGUGAGAGUUUCUGUUUCCAUUUGUAAUAAAACACCACUGUAAAAGCUUA
Molecule: messenger RNA, 1669 nt
Organism: Stegastes partitus (bicolor damselfish)
Lineage: Eukaryota; Metazoa; Chordata; Actinopteri; Pomacentridae
Gene: ddx47
Product: DEAD (Asp-Glu-Ala-Asp) box polypeptide 47
Exons: 12
Coding region: 7-1497 (496 amino acids)
Cellular component (GO): cytosol
Molecular function (GO): nucleic acid binding; ATP binding; RNA helicase activity
Source: RefSeq, a predicted model, not a curated record